AGCCCAACGCACAUGCACGCCAACCUUUGCCUACCCACUGGGCGCUCGCGCUCGCGUUUGUGCCAUCUCGGCCUCGGCUACUGUUUCACUUUCUAGAGCAGUACCGUACCUAUUUACGUUGGCACACAGUUUGGAAAUGGCCGCGAGCGCCAAAGACAACGACAACAACAGGCUGAAAUUUCGACUUUGCGAAGGGAAUUGAAUCGUGUUGGACUAUUGCACCCAGUCGGUUGAGUCACUGCUACGUAGUUUGGCAGCCAUCUACAAUCAGCGGCGGCGAUCAACAGGUGUCACUCACCAGAAGUUGUGGAAAACUGGACAAUGGCUCCAAGGAUUAACCUCAUUGUUGCUGUUUGUGAAAACUUUGGAAUUGGAGUUAGUGGAAAUUUGCCAUGGAGAUUGAAGUCUGAAUUGGCCUUCUUCAAACGUAUGACUUUAAGUACACAAGAUGCUGCAAAGAAAAAUAUGGUCAUUAUGGGUCGCCGCACUUGGGAUUCCAUACCAGAGAAAUUCCGUCCUUUACCUGGUCGAGUGAAUGUCAUUCUCUCAAGGCAACCCAGAUGCAACAAUCUCCCACAAGAUGUGCAAGUUUUCUCUUCCUUUGAGGCUGUGGUCGACGCUCUUCAACAAGAAUCAAUGGCAGAUAAAAUAGAGACGGCGUGGGUCAUUGGAGGAUCGUCUGUGUACCAAACUGCUCUGAAAUCACCAUUUUGUCAUCGUGUUUACCUGACCAAGAUCAACAAGUCUUAUGAUUGUGAUACUUUUUUGGAGCCAAUUGAAGAAGAAUACUUUACUAGAGUCCAAGACCCAGCUGUACCGCAAGACACCCAAGUCGAGAAUGAUACUACUUUUGACUAUAUUGUCUAUGAACGAAUAUCUGGCACUUCUUAAACUUUGAAACUGUCAUAACUCUCUAAUGUAACAAUUCAGUUUGAUACUUGUGCCAUCCUACAAUGUUAUGCUGUGUUGUUUCUUUCAACAAUUUUUUACCUUACAUUAAAUUUAAUUUUCUAUUAAAAC
Thrips palmi is the source of this 1020-nucleotide messenger RNA. RefSeq names its product dihydrofolate reductase (gene Dhfr). The record is from RefSeq and is a predicted model, not a curated record. Lineage: Eukaryota; Metazoa; Arthropoda; Insecta; Thysanoptera; Thripidae. Gene Ontology annotation, molecular function: NADP binding; dihydrofolate reductase activity. Gene Ontology annotation, cellular component: mitochondrion. The transcript is spliced from 2 exons. Bases 322 to 891 code for a protein of 189 amino acids. Gene Ontology annotation, biological process: glycine biosynthetic process; folic acid metabolic process; tetrahydrofolate biosynthetic process.